CCCAGACUGUAGCAGACAUCGCUACAGAUAUCAGAUUAUGCUAGCGUGAGCAAGAACGAGCGGUGUUUACUUUCUUCCGUUCGGUCAUUCGAUCGUUUUAUUAAAUCAUUCGUCAGACAUUUUUUUUUGUGUAUUUUCAAGAUGCUUGUAUUUUGACUUCUACAGCCACAUGUCAAUGCGUACGUUUAAUUCUGGAACGACGUCAGUCAUCAAAUAGUCUACACAACUACAAAACGCUAAACAAUGGCUUCGCAAGGAAAAAUAACAUCACUGAGUGAUUCCAGUUCAGAUGAUGAUAGUUACAGACCUCCUUUGAAAAAACCAAACACACAGUAUUAUAAUAAUACAGGAGAAGUUAACUCAAGAAAGAAACAAAAUGACAGUGAAAUAUGUGAACGUAGCACUGUCAUUGUUAGCCCAUCCAAAAGUAAUGCUGAUGGAGGAUAUGGGUUUAAUGCACCAUCCAGUAGUCAAGAUUCUGAUUCUAGUGAUGAUGAUCAGCCUAUCAUGCCUUCUGUACAUAAAACACUCAUCAAACCUAAAUCUGCUGCUGCUCCAGUCAUAAAUCAUAAAGCCACAGCAAUGAUGGCUAAAAUGGGUUGGGCUAAAGGAACUGGACUUGGUAAGAAAUCCCAAGGUAUGACACAGCCCAUCGAAGUCUCUAAACAACGCGGAAGAAGAGGAUUGGGUUUGCAGAUAAAAGGAUUGGAAGCUGAAGAUGUUGAAUGGGACUCAAGUAGAGAGACUGUUGUAGUGGAAGAAGAGAUUUCAUGGCUUCAUCCAGAUUCCACUCCUGCACCUACUUUGCCAGAGUUAAAAAAUUGGGUAAAAGAGGGAACCAAAAAAUUAACAAUUGAUGAUGAGACAACAUUUUGUAGCAGCGACAUUUUAAAACAAGUUCUUCAGUGCAAAUCGAUAUUUGAUGUGUUGGAAGAAGAAGAACUAAGAAAAGCACGCACCCGCUCUAAUCCAUUUGAAACUAUUCGGGGAGCUUUUUUUCUUAACAGAGCGGCGAUGAAGAUGGCAAAUAUGGAUGCUGUUUUUGAUUUUAUGUUUACUGAUCCUAGAAACGAAGAUGGGACCCCAGUUCUUGGUCCGAACGAAUUACUUUAUUUUGCUGACGUUUGCGCUGGCCCAGGAGGAUUUUCUGAAUACAUACUGUGGCGAAAAAAAUGGGAAGCAAAGGGUUUCGGCUUCACUCUAAAGAGCUCCAACGAUUUCAAGUUGGAAGAUUUCCAUGCCGCCCCUUGCGAAUGUUUUGAACCCCAUUAUGGUGUUGGUGGAGUUGAAGGAAACGGAGAUGUGUAUAAUCCGGAAAACAUCCGUGAAUUCCAACGUUUUGUUAUGGCUCAAACCGGAGAAGGCGUACAUUUCAUGAUGGCCGACGGAGGAUUUUCUGUUGAAGGGCAAGAAAAUCUUCAAGAAAUUUUGUCAAAACGACUUUAUCUUUGCCAAUUCCUUGUUGCUUUGUCUAUAGUUCGAACAGGUGGCCACUUUGUGUGUAAGUUAUUUGAUUUGUUUACACCAUUUAGCGCUGGUUUAGUAUACUUGAUGUAUCGUUCCUUUAAACAAAUUUCCAUCCAUAAACCAAAUACUUCCCGACCGGCCAAUUCGGAAAGAUAUAUAAUUUGCAAGUGGAAAAGAAGCGACACUCAAGAUGUCGAGACUUACCUGUUUGAAAUCAAUCGUCGUCUUGAUAAGCUUAGUAAUUCCAAAACGGAAACGGAUGUCAUGCAUAUUGUACCAUUAGAUUUGAUGACAAACCAUCAUGACUUUUACAAUUAUUUGUUUGAGUCCAACAAUGAUUUGGGUGAAAGACAAGUUGUAAACCUCGCCAAAAUUGCCGCAUUUUGCAAAGAUGUCACACUAAGAGAGGACCGGCAAUCUGAACUUAAGAAACAGUCAUUAGAAUUUUGGAAAAUUCCAGAAAAAACUCGCACAGCCCCAUCCAGGACGACUCCCGUUGACAAAUCGAAAGAGCUCCUCACAAACAAUUCCUGUGUAUUAGACCACAAACUUGAAGAUUUGGACAUGCCAAAGUUUCAAGACGCUGUAAAAUCCGUUCAUGAUUGGAGGUGUGUCGUUCUUGGAUUGGAAAAAGACAAUCCUUUGCAGGCAUUCUUUCUAGGAUUAGGUCGUAACAAUGUGUUUCGUUGGGACGCAACUAAAUGUCGAUGGUUGAAAUUGGUUGAAAACGUAGAGCUUGCGCGUGAUACGUUAAUCUUUGGUGAACUAAUCCAAGAAUUGCGAGGAGAAGGGCGAUCUCAAAAACGUUCGACUGCUCUCCAUGUCAUUGACGCUGUUUUCUUAGGAGGAGUCGAUGUUAGUAAGCUUCACCUGAAAGAUCGGUCUGAAAAAAUUCGACAAUUUUGCAAGGCUUUGAAUAGGGUCAGUCGGACGGAUCUAGUCACUGUCAGAGCGAAAGAAAACUUUAAACUGGAAGAUGUGGAACAAAUUUUUCAUCGGUUAACCCCAAGAAUACUAAAAAAUUCCGGUUGUCAAGAACGUCUAGUCUUCUGUUUAGAGGAUGACGACCAAAGAGCAUUCCUACCAUCUGGAUUGAUGUUGUAUAAAGCUACAAAAAGUCCUUGGAUGUUGGCUCUUAGUAAGAGCUCCGGACGAAAGUAUUGGUUCCAUGUUAUGUCACGAACCUCCGUUUAUGAUUGUCCUCAGGAUUCCGUAGCCAAUUAUUUUGAUUGCCACAAAAGUCGGAUUGCAUGGUGGUGGAAAAAUUGGCUUCAAGGAUCUCGCCAAGGAAGUGAUGAUCAACUGUCUAAAGAUGAAUUUAUUAACCUUAUUCACUCAGUGAGUGGUAAAUAAACUUUCAAUAAGCGCGGAA
Molecule: messenger RNA, 2839 nt
Organism: Daphnia pulicaria
Lineage: Eukaryota; Metazoa; Arthropoda; Branchiopoda; Diplostraca; Daphniidae
Gene: Cmtr1
Product: cap-specific mRNA (nucleoside-2'-O-)-methyltransferase 1-like
Exons: 19
Coding region: 244-2820 (858 amino acids)
Biological process (GO): 7-methylguanosine mRNA capping
Cellular component (GO): nucleus; cytoplasm
Molecular function (GO): methyltransferase cap1 activity; nucleic acid binding
Source: RefSeq, a predicted model, not a curated record